Messenger RNA from Ipomoea nil (Japanese morning glory), 1752 nucleotides. RefSeq lists its product as uncharacterized. The transcript is spliced from 18 exons. Lineage: Eukaryota; Viridiplantae; Streptophyta; Magnoliopsida; Solanales; Convolvulaceae. The coding region runs from base 109 to 1344 and encodes 411 amino acids. The record is from RefSeq and is a predicted model, not a curated record.
GCAUUUUGGUCACCGACUCAUUUUAAGAAUCUCAGGUGAGUGGUAGAACUCCCGGAGGUGGUGCGCAGUUCAACGCCGGCGAACACAUUCUCGGAACUGUUUGGCGAAAUGCCUUGCAUAAGAAAUUGCUUAGACAAUAAUGUGCAUCAUAUACUAAUUACCGUCAUGGCAGCUGUUCUGUUUGAGGCACUCGGGGCUGCUUCGGUUGUUGUGCCAAGUACCGGGUGCUAUGUUCUUGACAAUUCCAGCUACAUUUAUGAUUUUAGUAGCUGGAUUGGACAUUCAUUUAAUUAUGAUGGGCAGGGCACUGACAUGGUGUUACGGUUUUGUAAAGAUGUACAAGCCAGAUCACAAGGGGGGUAUUUGGAUUUUGGUAGAUAUGAUAAGUUCAAUUAUUUUGUAGCUGGUUCUGGACAAGUCAACUUUGUUCAAGAAUAUUUCAAUGGUGACCUGACUAAUUGUGAGCAAUCUUAUGAUAAGAUGGGCCGUACAGCUCAGGUCAAUAUCAUAUGUGGAGACUGCCCUAAUGGAAAAUGUAAAGGUGGACUUGGAUGUAUAUGCAGCAUCACUAAUGAAUCUAGCUGCAGAACUAUAGUAGAACUUGCCAUUCCAUGUGACAAACCAGGCGAACGAGUGUUUAAAGGCUUCACAGUUGGUUUCCAUCCACGGAAGUGGGAAAUUGUUUACAAUGGCAUGACUCAAUUAGGUUUUGAAAAAGCUUAUAAGGAAUUCAGCUUCAGCACGGAUCAAACUCAAGUAGACCUUUAUAUGACUGCAGUUGCAUCUCUUUCGAGUUUAGUGCAAAAGCCAGUAACUAAGAUUUCACCUGACCAAGGUUUGGAGGUGAAAUUAUCAGGCUCAGCAACAAGUGGAGAGUCACCUACAACAUUAUCACCAACAGUCUUAACUAUUGAUUGGACAUGUGAAACAGCUCGUGACACGCCAUAUGAAGUUAACAUUACCAUUCCAGUGGAAAGCUAUGAUCCCAUUCAAUUCACCCUUACUAAAAUGUGCACGGUGGGUAGUCAAAGUGAGAAAGGAGAUGGUACAAGAGGAUGGACAGUAUUUGGAGUGAUAUCUUGCGUGUUCAUUGUUGCCUCAACACUGCUGUGCUGUGGAGGGUUUAUUUACAAUACACGAGUGCAAAAUCAGCAUGGUCUUGAUGCGUUGCCUGGAAUGGCAUACUUAUCCGCAUGUUUAGAAACAUUGGGUGGAGUAGGCCACAACUACACACAGCCAGAAGAUACCAAUAGAUCUUUUGAAAACCAGGCUUCAUGGGAACAAAACUCAGAUUCUACUCAAGGAACCUGGAGAACUACUGAAAGAACAUAUGGGUCAAUUUGAUGAAUUUAAGGUCAUCUCCUAAAUUCACAGACUUGCCAUCUCCUGGAGUCCAAGUGUCACAAAUUAAAAUUGCUUUCGAAAAAGAAGGAAGUUACUAAUCUAUCAGGUCUGCAUAUGAAGCGUAUCAUAUUUUCUUGUUGCAGAAGAAGUUGAUGAAAGCAUAUUAGGCAUAGUAAACCUCAGUUUUGGCCUUUCUUGCAUUAUGUUUGAAACAUAGAUCUGCCAAUUUGGCCUAGGUGUAGAUGAUCAUCUUAAAACCCAAUCAGGCAUUUACUUUAUUUCAUAGUGUACCCUUCACUUGAUACUUUCUUUUUGGGGGUUCUUUGGUCUUCAUACAGUGACAUCAUUGCAUUGAAAUUAAAACUCUUAGGUGUUAUCUUGAAAUGUCCUAAAACAAAGAAUUUAUCA